CGAGAUCCGAGAGGCCACCAGACACCAGUCACAACGUCAGUGUUGCUGCGGCAGUGGUGGAGAAGGGGUGUCGCCACUGUGAACCGGCGCGCGGACGGUGCCUCUUCUCUUGCAAGCAGGUUUGGGCGGAAGGAAGCAGAAGGUAGCAAGAAGGACGCACGGACGGACGAUCGUGCUGCAUCAGUGACAAUUCUCGCGCGGAAGAGAAUAUAGUGAAGUUGAAGGCUGACCAGCGAGUUGUAUUGAGGUGACAGUGGUGUGCGGAGAAUGAUUUAAAAGUCGCGUGUGUGUUGCAAUGGCAAAAGCCGAACCAAAGUGGAGUGCGAGAAGAACAUUUGAAGCAGCAGGCGCGUUGGUUCGGUGUGCCAGAGCGGUCGACGCGAUGAGAUGAGAUGAGAUGAGAUGAGAGAGAAGGAAGCUACUGGACGAAAUUUUACCGCAUCGGAGAGUGCAACUGAAAAAUACAUAGGAAAAGAAAUACAAGAACAGUUUGACGAAGUAAGGCACUGGUAACUUCAAAAUAUAUAAUCGAAAAUAUAACAAAAAAAAAGGACGAGAAAGGAGAAAAAAAGAAUCAAAAUACCACACAAAGUCACCAAUAACGUAAAAAAAGACUGGGAAAAUAAACACAACAAAGGAAAGUGAGGAGGACAAGGAAAGAAGGAAAAGAUUUAAGGGGAGAUAGCAAACCAGACUAGACCGUUUUCAUCCCUUUGUGCUCCCUCCCUCCCUCCCUUCCUGCCUCCCUGCACCGCACCGCUGACACACUCAACACACGAACCAAGCACGGGAGGUGAAGAAAUCGUGUCCAUUAUUCCUCCAUAGCGUUCCUUACCUCCUUCACGACGGCGACCACAACGAGAACCGUCCCCAGGGCCACCCCAGACCCGCCCACCACUGCCACCAACACCCCAGUAACCAACACCGCCCACUCCACCAUCAUGGCGAGCUUACAACUGGAUGCGCUGAGUCGGCCGGGCAUGGGCGUGGGUGGAAGCAUGGGCGUGAGGAUGAGAAAGUCUUCAAUGCCCAUAGUCUCACCACGGUCCUUAGAAAUCCCUGCUGGUCAUCUGCCGCCUAAAUCACUCUCGAGAAGUGGAUCACCGGCCAGACGGCGGUUCUCUAACGUGAGCGACGCUGUCACCAGGAAGAUCUCCACCACGAUAGGCUGGCGCAGUGUGAACGUGGAUGCGGUGGUGACGCAGGCGAAGUGUCUCCUCACGCAGUACAUAAGGUCUCGGCUCAAGCGGGCGGGUCUUCUACAUAAAAAAUUGGGUCUACAGCGGCUCCGAUCCGUGGCUAACCUUGCUGGUGGCUGGGAAGUGUGCGAGGUGUUCCCCCGCGUGUCAGGUAUCGGCCAGGCUGAGAGGACGCACCCGAAGCUCUACAGCUCAGUGGCGCGUCAGCUCUCCAUCUCGCUAACGUCAGACAAGGUGGUGCGGUCGGUCAUCGUGCAGGUGGCGAAUCAGGUGUUCCGCGGGGAGGUGAACUGGGCCCGCAUCAUCUCCCUCUUCGCUGUGGCGGCAGGACUCGCUGCCGACUGCGUCAAGCAAGGGCAUCCCGAAUACGUGACGGGGGUGAUAGACGUGAUGGGGGUGGUGACGGAGAGACACACUGCGCCAUGGAUCGCUUCGCAGGGCGGCUGGAGUUCCCUCCUGUCGUGGUCGCAGACGCCGGAGACGGAGGGGUCGGCGUUGCAGGUGCUGGUGCUGGUGGUGGGCGGCUUCAUCGUGGCGGCUUUCCUCAUCAUCCUGGUUAUUAAGUUCCUCGGGGAGUUGGUGACUUGAUCCCUCCCUCCUCACUAGCACACCACUCGGGAACACAUCCCUCACUGUUAUAAGAUCUGAUGCGAAUUGUCCCACUUCAUGGUUUCAAUACAAAGGGUGGCGGUGUUUGUGACUGUGGCGAGGUGACAGUGAGCCACGCGUGUUAAGAGUAGCGGCAGUGUUUGCAGUGACUGAUGGCGCACCGCAGGCAAUUGCAGGACUUCGCGACGUGUGUGCACUGCCAAGCCGCAUCUGCUUUCCUCUGAGACAUUCUGCCAUUCCUCAGCAAAUUUUCGUCACUCGAGAGAAAUUUGGUUUGUAAAUGUGAAGUGUGUCCACGAUGCGCUGAGGGAGAGGAGUCAAUGGACGGCAACGUGCCCGCCAGGGAACCUCUGCACCACCACCACCACACGACACACCGCACACACAAGUCACACCGCCUGCCCACCCUUUCACGUGUGUCCCCGCCACACACUGCACACUAACACACACUGAUACAAUACACAGCGGCAUUCCUCCUUCCAGGAAAGCCUGUUUUGUGUCAUAUAUAGAUUUUGGCUAUAAACGUGUUAAAUAAAAGUCUUGUAAGUGUG
This is a messenger RNA of Portunus trituberculatus (swimming crab), 2359 nucleotides long. Its product is annotated as bcl-2-related ovarian killer protein-like. Gene Ontology annotation, cellular component: mitochondrial outer membrane. Gene Ontology annotation, molecular function: protein heterodimerization activity; protein homodimerization activity. The record is from RefSeq and is a predicted model, not a curated record. NCBI's taxonomy places the organism in Eukaryota, Metazoa, Arthropoda, Malacostraca, Decapoda, Portunidae. Gene Ontology annotation, biological process: regulation of apoptotic process; intrinsic apoptotic signaling pathway in response to DNA damage; extrinsic apoptotic signaling pathway in absence of ligand.